Perca fluviatilis (European perch) is the source of this 2148-nucleotide messenger RNA. RefSeq names its product histone-lysine N-methyltransferase SUV39H1-like. The record is from RefSeq and is a predicted model, not a curated record. Lineage: Eukaryota; Metazoa; Chordata; Actinopteri; Perciformes; Percidae. Bases 478 to 1674 code for a protein of 398 amino acids. Gene Ontology annotation, molecular function: histone H3K9 methyltransferase activity; zinc ion binding; protein binding. The transcript is spliced from 6 exons. Gene Ontology annotation, cellular component: nucleus.
AACCUUAAAUAUGCACGCUUGCCUGUCCUCGGGUUUACAUAACACGAACGAGAGCAGUGGGGAUUGUACAUUAUGGUGACGAGGAAGUUAGUUGUCCGAAGUAACGUGAACGAUUCUUGCAGUCUAAUGCAGCCUUUUGUGGGGAAGUUCUCCGCUUGUGAAUAGAUAUUGACUUUAACUUGGCCUAGAAAUAGGCUAUCUGUUUUAGAAAGCAUAACGUUACAUGAAUAAGUUUAGCGCUGUGCAUUUUAGGCGCAGCCUGCGUGGUUUAGUGGUUAAAACUGUUUUCGAUAGGCUUCACGCGCCAUGUAGCCCCACGUACACGUUUAAAUUGAAUUUAAUGUGUUUUCGGCUAAUAUUUGAUGUUUCCGUGAUGGGCAACGUUAUGUGUGCGACGAUUCUAAUCCAAAAGACUGGUUCCGGCUUCGGUUUCUUCGUCUUUCUUUAAAAACACGAGAUUGCAGCGUGCCUUGGAAGAUGUCCUGGGAUGAGCUGGAAGCCCUCUGUCGCAGAGAAAGACUCCACUGUAAACAGCUGGGGGUGAACAGAACCAAUCCCAAUGAGUAUGAUGUGGAAUUCCUCUGCGACUACAAGAAGACCAAGGAGGAGGAGUUGUACCUGGUAAAGUGGAGGGGCUUUCCAGAGUCUGAUAACACCUGGGAACCUAAGAGGAACCUCAAAUGCCCCAAACUGAUGAAGCAGUUCCACCGGGACCUGGAGCAGGAGCUGAGGCGCCACAAGAGACGCUGCACCCCUAAAAGACUGGAUAAGGAAGUUGCCUCGUACCUGGUCCAAAAAGCCAAACUCCGUCAGAUUUUGCAGCGCUGGGAGGCCCAUUUGAAUCAGACACGCAACCACCCAGGUCGCAUUUUUGUCCUAAACGAAGUGGACUUUGAGGGCCCCCCAAAAAACUUCACCUACAUCAACAACUACAAAGUAGGCCAGGGCAUUGUGUUAGAUGAGAUGGCCGUGGGCUGCGAGUGUAAGAACUGUUUAGAGGAGCCGAUAAAUGGCUGCUGCCCUGGGGCCUCCCUGCACCGCAUGGCCUACAAUGACAAGGGUCAGGUCCGGAUCCGGCCGGGACAGCCCAUUUACGAGUGUAACUCUCGAUGCAGCUGUAGCCUCGAUUGUCCGAACAGAGUGGUGCAGAAGGGCAUCCAGUUCGACCUGUGCAUCUUUAAGACGGAGAACGGCCGGGGGUGGGGUGUCCGCACGCUGCAGCAUAUCAAGAAGAACACAUUUAUCAUGGAGUACGUGGGAGAGAUCAUCACGACGGAUGAAGCCGAGAGGAGGGGUCAUGUGUACGACCGGCAGGGCUCUACGUACCUGUUUGACCUGGACUACGUGGAGGACGUGUACACAGUGGAUGCAGCUCACCAUGGCAACAUCUCCCACUUUGUCAAUCACAGCUGUAACCCCAACCUGCAGGUAUAUAAUGUGUUCAUCGACAACAUUGAUGAGAGACUCCCGAGAAUUGCCCUAUUUUCAACACGGGCUAUUCGGGCAGGAGAAGAGCUCACCUUUGACUACAAAAUGCAAAUUGACCCGGUCGAUACAGAAAGCACCAAAAUGGACUCCAGUUUCAGUCUCGCGGGGCUCCCCAGCUCUCCGAAGAAGCGGAUUCGAGUGGAGUGCCGGUGUGGAUCGGACUCAUGUCGAAAAUACCUGUUCUGACAAAGGACUGCUGAGAACGCAACACUGACCGCAGUGGCAAGAUGAGGAACCUUGUACAGAUUUGUAUAUGAAUAAUUUUUUUUUUUUUUAUGAAAACUGAAAUACACCCUCAACAUUUUAUAUGUGAACAUAUGACAAACUCUUACCAAGAUGAAAACUAGAAUUUCACAUCUGUGAUUUCCUUGAACAGAGCUGCUCUGUUUCCACUGAAUUGAACCCUGCUUCAGUGGAUUAUUUGAGUACUUGAUUCCAGUGAUUUUAAAUAUCUUUCUAUAAUUAAGAUAAGCACGUCUAUUAGCCCAUCCCUAGAUGGCAGUACACCGAAUGACGGAUAUUUACUUUUUGAGUAAAUCAUAUUCUGUGCUCGCUUUCUCUGUGCUGUAUAAAUGUAUUCUACAAGGACAUUAAAUGGACAACUGCCCGAGCCUGUUCAUCACUGUUCAAUGAUAAUUCCGGUUUAUUUUAGCUUGUUUU